Molecule: messenger RNA, 1476 nt
Organism: Fusarium keratoplasticum
Lineage: Eukaryota; Fungi; Ascomycota; Sordariomycetes; Hypocreales; Nectriaceae
Product: Amine oxidase
Exons: 5
Coding region: 1-1476 (491 amino acids)
Molecular function (GO): oxidoreductase activity
Source: RefSeq, a predicted model, not a curated record
AUGUCUUCCAGAGAUGGCUUUUCUUGGACUCAAGAUCAGGGACUCAAGCCUGGUGUUCCCUGCAUUGGUGCCAUUCAACCUCCGACCAACCUCAACAAUGCAUCACCAGAUGUCUUUGAUGUAAUUGUCGUUGGUGCAGGAUACUGCGGACUCACAGCCUCUCGAGACACCUCUGUAUCUGGCCUCAAGGUCCUCCUCCUCGAAGGACGCGAUCGCAUCGGCGGCCGCUCAUGGUCAUCCAACAUGGGCGGAUACCCAUUCGAGAUGGGCGGUACAUGGGUCUACUGGGGCCAGCCCAACAUCUGGAGAGAGAUCCUCCGAUACCAGAUGCAGGAUGAACUUGAGAUCUCGUACGACUUUACAAGAGGCGUCAACCAAUACUUCCUGGCUGGCCCUGAUGGCACCCAGCAGUUUAGCCACGAAGAAGAGGACGCCAUCAUGGACUCUGGUCUCCGCAAGUUGGUCAACGUCGACGGCGACCUAGGCAGAAGAGUCAUCCCCUAUCCCCACUCUGCCGCCUUUACACCCGAAGCCCUCCAAUACGACAAGAUCUCCGUCGCGGACCGUAUCAACGAGAUCAAAGACUCCCUAACACCCAACGAGCGCAUCGGUGUUGAGGCCUUUGUUCUGCUCUGCAGCGGCGGUACCCUCGAAACAACCAGUCUGUUCGAGUUUCUGCACUGGUGGGCUCUCUGCGAGUACUCGUACGACGGCUGCAUCCGGUAUCUGGUAAAGUACAAGUUCCGUGGUGGUCAGUCAAGCUUUGCUAUCCGCUUCUUCCGUGAAGCACUGGCCAGUGGUAACUUGACUUACUCCUUCAACUCGCCUAUUGCCAGCGUCAAGAGCACAAAGGACGGCGUGACAGUAACCACUCGGGGAGGCCAGUCCUACCGAGCCAAGAAGUUGAUCAGCGCCAUGCCCCUCAACGUCUUGAACGCCGUCACCUUUGAUCCUCCUUUGCUCAAGGGAAAGAAGACGGCUGCAGACAUUGGACAUGUCAACCAGUGUAUCAAGGUUCACGCCGAGAUUCGCGAGAAAGAUUUGCGUUCCUACACUGGUAUCAGUUACCCUCACAACAAUCUCUACUACGCUCUUGGCGAUGGAACCACUCCAGCUGGUAACACCCAUAUCGUUGCUUUCGGUGGAACGCAUCAGCACUUUCACCCUGAAGAUAACAUUGACGAGACCAAGAAGGCCCUGCAGGGGUUGGUUCCAAUGGACAUCCAGCGCAUAGUCUUCCACAACUGGUCCCGAGACGAGUUUGCAAAGGGCGCCUGGUUCUUCUCCGCCCCCGGCCUCCUUUCCAACCACCUCUCAGACAUGCGAGCCCAGCAAGGCAACAUUUACUUUGCUAGCUCAGACUGGGCUCUCGGCUGGCGAAGCUUCAUCGAUGGUGCGAUUGAGGAAGGAACUCGCGCGGCCAUGUCGGUUCGAAGGGACCUGGUCGAGUCUCCAGCGAAGCCCAAGUUGGCGUGA